This is a messenger RNA of Schistosoma curassoni, 173 nucleotides long. The record is from the annotation of a GenBank genome assembly. NCBI's taxonomy places the organism in Eukaryota, Metazoa, Platyhelminthes, Trematoda, Strigeidida, Schistosomatidae.
UUUGGCCAAUAAUUCGAACUACUACUACUACUACUACUACUACUACUACUACUACUACUACUACUACUACUACUACUACUACUACUACUACUACUACUACUACUACUACUACUACUACUACUACUACUACUACUACCACUACUACUACUACUACUACUACUACUAUUGGAUAG